Messenger RNA from Staurois parvus, 402 nucleotides. Lineage: Eukaryota; Metazoa; Chordata; Amphibia; Anura; Ranidae. The record is from the annotation of a GenBank genome assembly.
UUUGAUCUUACCUGUUCCUCUAUCCAGCCGCGUGCUGUCUUCCCGGCUUCUGUAGUGUGGGCGCUCUGCAUGACAGCCGGGUGCCAGUGCGCAUGAGCGAGAAGCACUUGCGCUUUGUGAUUGGUCCGGCGGCUUCUGGGAUCUGUCAUGUGUCCCAGGUACCGCCUUACCAUUCACAAAAAGCACCGCUUCUUGCGCAUGCGCACUUGGCACCCGGCUGUCAAGCCCAGCGCCCACACUACAGAAGCCGGGAAGACAGUGCGCCGCUGGAUAGAGGAACAGGUAAGGUCCCGCUGCAGAGCUGAGCGGCCGGCCCGGUAUUCUGACUCGGCGGCGGUGGAAAUACCGGACCGGCCGCUCCAUAUUCGCUCCAUAAAACGCACUGACAUUUUCCCCCCUAUU